GGUGGCCAAAAAGCCGGAAAAAGAAAUGGCUCAGAGAAGCAAUCAAAGCCAACCAGGGGGACCGCGCUCAGAGAAAGACGCUGAUCUGUCAAAGCGACGUCUGAAAGUGAUUCCUCCCUCUAUCCUGCAGAGGGUGGAAAUCGAAAACCUCAAUUUGGAUCGCAACAAACUGAAAAGCAUCAAUGAUAUCUCCAAACUGCAGAACCUUAAGUCCCUUAUCCUGUCCAAGAACGAAUUGACCACCUUUCCGCAGGAAAUCGCCUCUCUACCUGCCCUGGAGAAGCUUUACUUGAACCAGAACAGCAUCGCCCAGGUGGACGAGGGCAUUUUCACCUGCCUCCCGCUGCUGAAGCUGCUGAGGCUGAGCAACAACCGUUUGAUGGACCUGCCCUCGGAUCUCAGCACCUGCCGGGAGCUUCAGUACAUCAACCUGUCCCACAACCUGCUCCAGAAGAUUCCCGAAGCCGUGCUGAAGCUGAACAAGCUGGAGGAGUUCUACGUGGAGAACAACAAGCUACGGGAGCUCCCGGCUGCCCUCUUCGAGAACGAGGGGCUGCGGAAGUUCAACGCCUCCAAAAACCGCCUGCGAGCCCCUCCGGACGAGGUGUGCGCCGGGGGGCUCAGGCACAUCCGCAGCUACUUCAAGCAGCUCAUGACCGGGGCCAACAGAGAGGACAAGAGGAUCAAGACCAUGUUCCUGGGGACCUCCAUGGCUGGCAAGUCCACCCUGAGCAGGAGUCUGAGCGCGAGGGAGGUGGUGGAGGUCAGCGAGGGAGAUAGGACGGUCGGCAUUGAGAUCAACGAGUUUGAGAUCGAGGACUUCUCCUUCCUGUGCUGGGACUUUGCCGGUCAGCACGAGUAUUACCUCACUCACCAUGUCUUCAUCACCAGGCAAGCCUUGGUCAUUCUGGUCAUCGACUUGCACAAGUACGAGGUAGGAAACAAAUGUGUCUUCAAGGAACUGGUUGGCUUCUGGGUCAACAACAUUUUCAUGCGAGUUCCCGAUUCGGUGGUGCUCCCCGUAGGGACCCACGUAGACCUGUGCGAUGAAGAGGAGAUGAGGACGAAGAAGAAAGACAUUGAGGUGAAGAUCAGGGAAAUGCUGACCGAGAGACAGGAGAACUUGGAACAGCGUCUGGAGAAGAUAAACAAGAAAUCCCACUGUGAAUUUUACAGCGAUCAAGCCAAUAAACUCCAAGAAUUAGCCAAGUACAAUUUACAGGUUCUAGACCUGAUCCCGAUUGACUGCACUCAAUACACAGACAUAAACAAUGUGCGUAAGCAGAUUCUCCAGUCAGUGAGGAAUGAAGACAUUUUCCCCAACGCCGUCCGCAUGCUCCCGAGCACGUACACAGCCGUGGAGAAGGCAAUUGCGCAGCUCGUCCAACAGCAGGAAAUACCGGAGCACGGUAUCCUGUCUUAUGAGGAGCUGAAGGACAAGCUUAGUAAUUUUAAUGAAGAGCAUCUCGAGCACAUCCUCAGCUACCUGCAUCGGAUCGGAUUAAUCUUGUGGUACCAAGACAUCAAGGCUUUGAAGUCGACUUUAUUCAUCAAGCCAGCUUUCCUCAUCACCCUGUUCAAGAUGAUUGUUCGCCAUGACCUGUUGGAUCAGCUGCAAAGCAUCCCAAGCAAGGUGCUGAAGAAACACUGGGCUAACGUCCCCGAUAAGAACAAGUGGGUCUUUGACUUCCGGACCAAAGCAACGCUACACGACAAAGCGAUCGCCAUGCUGGUCAAGUUUGAGGUGCUGGGCAAUGCCAGCCUGCAGGAGAUCGCUAACGAAAUGAUUGGGGACGAGACAGAAAAAGGGAAGCUCUUCGAUAUCUUGGAAAAUUUCGAUAUAUGCCUCCCUUCCAAAUCCAUAUCACUGAAUCCGGACGCCAAAGAGUUCAAGCCGGGAUCACCAUGGAACCAGUUGAACAAUACCCGAUCUCUUACUUAUUUAUUCCCCAGUUAUUUAAGUGAUACGAAAGAGGUGGACGCAAAAUGGGGAGAAGACAGUGAAGAAGACCUGAGGGUUCAAAUCUUCUUCUUGCCUGAGAUUCCACAGGGAUUCUUUCACAGGGUUAUCAUUAAGCUGUGUGAUUUCAUUCAGUCGCACUGGGUUGGGAAAGAACGAUGUCUGGUAGUUUGCUCUGGAUGGAAACUGCUCCUGAAGGAACACAACGAGGAGGCGAACAGCUACAUCGAGAUCCGGUGCAAGGCAAAGGAAGGGGAGCAAAACGACUUCAGUGACAGGUGGUGUCGAAUCACAAUGGCCAUUCACUUCAUCAAGAAGGUGGUUGAUCAGUGGCCCGGCCUUCAUUACUGCCUGAAGACUCCAUGUAGGAAUCCCGGAUGCGACAAUCAUUUUGACUGGCCCGACCUGGAUGAGAAGGAUGAAGACAUUGAGCUGGGUGCAGAGGACAACAUAAAGACCUGUGAUAAAUGUGGCACAGACUUCAGGACUGAGCUCCUGUUCUGCACCGGCAAGGCCAAGGGGACGUCCAAUAACCAUUUGAAAGUGGCUGAGCUGAAGGUCCCCAACAAAGUUGAGGGGUGUGGGGUUUUGGUCAUAGGAGAUGCAACGGUCAACAUAACGAAACAGGAAUUCAACGACUAGUGAAAGUGCCCUCCUGUUGAUGGCCUCGGAAGGAAGUGAACAUCUGUUUUGGUGGGGGUGGGUGGGGGUGUUGUGGUGGCGGAGGGGGAGCUGAUGGUGGAACAUAGAAGUGCGUCUCGCCGAUGAGUGAAGCCACUCUGUCGAUGUGGUGCCCAGGCUGGGAUUUUCCCCAUUGUGGGUGCCUGACCUCAAAGAGCUGACACUUCGCGGCAAACGCAGAUUCAUCGCCGAGCAUCAAAAACAGUCACCUCCCGAGGGGCUGCUUUUUCGCUAGGGUAUGAAAUCUCGGCACUUUUUUCACCCCACUCCUGUCCCGGGGGCACGUUGACCGUGGUUCAGAGGCUGGUUGGCAGGAAUCUCGCUGUAGCUUAGGGUUGCUUUGCUCGCUGAUUUCUCCCCCCCCCCACCCCAUCAUCUUUCCUCCACUCACUACUGUGUCCACUAUUUAUCAGGGUCAGAGGGGAGGGAAAGAGAUGGAAUCUCUGUGGGUCUCUUUAACAGCAGACGCCCCAGCGCUGACCACUAUUUGGACUCUGAAUAGCAAAGAUCGCAGGACAUUUCCUUAUAGAUUCUCAACAUCAGAAAGCUCGGGACUUAACAACAGAGGCCCCAAGACCUAUUUACCGAGGUGUCCAAGCCAACAACCAACCAAAUAACUUGAUCAUUCACUAAAUGGUUGCUUUUGGGGAAAAUUGCCCUACACUUGACAUUACAGUAAUUCACCGUGAAGCACUUUUGAGAUGUUUCAACUUUAUAAAUGCUGUAUCAAAUGCAAAGAUUAUUAUCAUUCAUAAUGUUACUGGAUACAUUUCAGCAGUGAUUAAGAAAGACUUGAACAAUAAAAUCCCAUGAAAGAAA
Messenger RNA from Callorhinchus milii (elephant shark), 3460 nucleotides. RefSeq names its product malignant fibrous histiocytoma-amplified sequence 1. The transcript is spliced from 11 exons. NCBI's taxonomy places the organism in Eukaryota, Metazoa, Chordata, Chondrichthyes, Chimaeriformes, Callorhinchidae. Bases 26 to 2602 code for a protein of 858 amino acids. Gene Ontology annotation, molecular function: protein binding. The record is from RefSeq and is a predicted model, not a curated record.